This is a messenger RNA of Adineta ricciae, 960 nucleotides long. The record is from the annotation of a GenBank genome assembly. Lineage: Eukaryota; Metazoa; Rotifera; Eurotatoria; Adinetida; Adinetidae.
AUGUCAUUUUCUCUUCAUACAAUGAUGAGAGAACGUCCAAGAGCUUAUCUUCGAAAUCGAUUUUCGGAAACAGUCUGCAAAUUUUUAAACCUAUUUACGGUUUGUUCGCGUCAUUCAACGGCGUAUAUCAUUGAGAAUCCAUCUUAUUCCACUCCAUUUAUAAUACCAAGUCCUACCAUUACACGACGAAACGUGUAUUUAUCUAACCGGCACAAAUUGACCUUUUAUCCAACAAGUUUCACUUCACUCGAUCGAAUAGAUCAAAACAAUCGAGUUUCUGCGUCGCUGUCUUCUUCUUCUUCGUUGUCGUCGUCACCUAUUUCAACCUGUCACUCUUGUUUGACGAAUGAUCAAAUGCUGUGCACAAAUUCUGAUAGCCUCGACAAAUCCUCAACACCUCCUGCAUCAACACACUUUUCCUAUCUAAUUCGGCCAACAACGCCAUGUAUAUUUGGGAGAGAAGAUUAUCACGAUGAGGACGAAUAUAUGAAUGAUGACGAUGAAUUCUUUUUAACUGCGGGUGGAAUUGUACAUUCUUGUCCAAAUAUCUAUGAAUUAUCCGUUGUUAAUCAUCGAAAACUGCAGUCAUGUGAUCACUUGAUUUUUCUCAAUCAUGAAAAUACAUUAGUUAAUCACAGUUGUUUGAAUUGUUACGAUACAGAAUUAGACCGAUAUUCCAUUGUCCCACGUUUUCAACCGAUUGCAUCAUCGAUAUCGACUGAUUCAAUUAAUUCUGAACUUGAAUUAUACAAAGAACGACACGCAAUCGGACUUUAUCGUCAACAGUAUCAUGAUGAAACAUUUUUACCUACUACUUGGAAAUCUGAUAAUUAUCUUUUGUUUAUGCCAGUUAUAUCUUCAUCUCAUCGAUCGUCAUUUUUAAGCUUAAUCGAUCACGGAAAACGAUCACGUUCGCAUGACACAUCUUUUGAACAACCGUAUGCGUCUAUAGUUACAUAA